AUGCGUACCAGACCUCCCUCACAACACAGACGACCGAGUCAAGAAGCCAUGAAUCUCCGUAAACUAUCUACCAUAUCUGAAGAUACCUUGACGCCUAUCAAUGAGCCAUUCCAAUUCGAUACUGCAGAUGUGAUGCUAGUAUCGUCAGAUGGAUUGGGAUUCAGAGUACAUACAAGUAAAUUGGGUAGAUGUAGCAGUAGAAUAUUUCGUACGGCCCUCCCACAGCCUAGUCCUUCUCUACCUACACCACCUUCCUCACCCACCUCCAAACUCGACCUACCUGAAAUUCACUUCGUUGAUCCUCAAUUGGAAAACGGCAUAACCCUCUCCUUAUUUCUUCAUCUGACUUACUCAUUACCACUGCCCGUACCUACCCUACCGGUUUAUUUCAAGGCUUACGAGACCCUAGUGGAUUUCCUGGUCAAGUGGGAAUGUGCAUUCCUCUAUCCAAUCUUAGGUAGUGCAGUGAAAGGUUGGGUAGAAGAUGGUUUGAUAUCUUCUUCGAAAGGGUUAAAAAUCGGGGAUAUACUGGGAAAUGAUAGGUUGAUGAUUGAAUCAAUUAAGAGGGGUGGGGAAUAUACGUGGACUGGGAAGGUUAUUGAGGAUCCGAAUAAGAAGAAGGACAAGGUCAGAUCAGCUCCAGAUGACGAGACGGGACAAUCCAGCUCCAAUCAUAAUUCAAAACCCAUCUGCUCGUCGUCUAAGGCGGAUCGGACUAGAUUUGAUAUAAUGCGCGAUGGUCUUCCGGGCGAAGCGAGUUUGGAUCUCACGGCUGUACCAUACGAGUAUUUCGUUUCUUUGUCCGAUGAUGUCAAAUUUUCCCUUCUCAGAGCAAGUCGAGUGGGUAGAAAGGAUAGACAAGACGUGGAUUGGGAGAAAGUUGCAGUGGAAUUUCAACGUGCACUGGGGGAGCUACGUGAGUGA
Molecule: messenger RNA, 924 nt
Organism: Kwoniella mangroviensis CBS 8507
Lineage: Eukaryota; Fungi; Basidiomycota; Tremellomycetes; Tremellales; Cryptococcaceae
Exons: 3
Coding region: 1-924 (307 amino acids)
Source: RefSeq, a predicted model, not a curated record